UUGUUUCUCUCUCUUUCACAUGCCUUUGUUCUUACUCAUCCUCAAGACUCAAGUCUCGUCUUUUUCUAGGCCCUCUCACUCAUCAUCACACUCUCUCUCAGUGCAGAGAACAAAUUUACACGAAUUCGAAGCUUCUCCUCCAUAUCUCUCCGAUCUGUUUUGGAGAACUGUGAAACAUCAUAAAGUUUGGCAGAGAAAAAUAAGUUGGUGUCAGUCCAUCUCUGAGCUUUUCUAACGGCUUUGGACCCUUUGGUUGGUUCUAUGGCGGAGAAAAAACUUAACUUCGAUGCACCUCUUCUUUCAACAAGGAGGAUGAAGAAAUCAGCAAUCUCUGUACGCAGAAACAUGCCAAAGCAGCUCACUGAUGAGUCCAAGACAAGUGAAUCUCUUUCUGUUUCAGUUCUUGUCCAAGACAUGGGUUUAGAUCAGGUUCCAGAGUCUCCCUUGGAGGGUAAAGAUGUAGAAAAAGAAGCAGAAGAGAGUGAGGAUGAUGAUGUUUUCUCUGAUGCCCUUGAUACAUUGUCUCUAAAGCAUAGCAUAAGUGGUGGUGGUGGUGUUGAGGCAAUGAAACCGCCAAUGUCAUCUGAGGACCCUCAAUUCAUGUUGGAUCGUUUCUUACCUGCUGCGAAAUCCAUGACUGUGGAUCAACCACCUCAAUAUGCUUGGAAGCGACAACCAUUUCCCCUCAUGUCUGAAACAAUGAGACAGAUUAGAGAUAUAGUACCAGCAGAGAAUCGUGCAACUCCUACAAGGUAUGAGUCUAGUUUUACACCAUCUUAUUAUCAGGACAUAGAUGACGAAGAAAGCGAGGAGGAUUCAGAUGACGAUGAAGUUUCUGAGUAUCUUUCUAAGAGAGGCUGUGGGAUGAUGUCACCACAAAUCUGCUUUAAAAACUCACUGGGUAUGCUGAGCUCAGCGCAUGGUCUUAAGGAGAAACCUUUCUCCCUGAGAACCCCAAGCCAUGAUCAAGUGAAGUCAAGCAAGGUCGCUCAGCUCAAAUCGCGGUUCCAAUCUGUGAAAAAGCUAGCUCUUGAUUAUAAGCAAAAGUUGGGAAGUAUAGCUCAAUCUCCAGUGCACCCAAGUGUUGGGAAGAAGUUUAACUUUGGAUCUGAACAACUUGAAUCAAACCUGAGUUCUGCAAGUAGGCCAUCAUCUCCUUACAGACAAACUGGCUGUAUGUCACCGUAUCGAAGUGUAGGAAACAAUUCCCCUCUUCACCCUGCGGGUUUCCCUGGGACUCGUAAGGAAGCAGAGAUUCUGAGAGCUAACAGGUUGAACAAGCAUAUCAGAAACAUAACGAAGUCUCAGGAGUUACUCUAUCCAAAAAGUAAAAAACAAGACUGUUCAACAAGCUCUGCCUUGGAGAAGACAUUAUAUGUUGACACAGAGAAUUCUCCAGAGACCAGCAAUGAUCAGGGUAACUCGAAUGUCAAGAACUUGCCAGAAACAAUUUCAGAGGAACCUGAAAUGGAGGGAAAGAAACCGAAAGCCGCUCAUGAGCUUAAGGCUGUAGAAACUCUUAGUAUUAGCAGUGGAAUCAAGAUGGUGAAGGCAGAUGAGUUGGAAAAGAACAACAGUGGCUGUGAUCUGUCUCCACUUGCUCCGCCGCCACCCAAAAAGCCUUCGGAUUCUUGGCUUUUCAGUAAUCUGCCUUCAGUAAGCUCGAAGAUCCCUUCACGGAGAUAUCUGUUUCAUCCCCAAAAAAAGAAUGUCGAAGAAAACUCCACAAGUAUUACCAAGUGGGAAACUAUAGUCAAGACUUCUUAUACACACAGAGAUCACAUACGCUAUUCUGAAGAACUCGUUGCUCGUUCAUCCUGCCAAUCAAAAACUUAGCUGUUUGUAAGCUUCCCUUGGGAUGGAUCAUCACGUUGAAUUACAACUUCACCGGCGUAAGAAAACUACAGUUUCUUUUGUGACCCUUAGAACACUUAACUCUUAAUCCCUCAGAUUGAUUUACAUGUGUAGUUAUACUUUCAUAUCUGUGUGUUGCCUACUUAGCUAAUAAGAAGAACAUUUGUUCCCAGUAAAUGCUAUGUUCACAU
This is a messenger RNA of Arabidopsis arenosa, 2045 nucleotides long. Lineage: Eukaryota; Viridiplantae; Streptophyta; Magnoliopsida; Brassicales; Brassicaceae. The record is from the annotation of a GenBank genome assembly.